Messenger RNA from Scylla paramamosain (green mud crab), 732 nucleotides. RefSeq lists its product as uncharacterized. NCBI's taxonomy places the organism in Eukaryota, Metazoa, Arthropoda, Malacostraca, Decapoda, Portunidae. The transcript is spliced from 2 exons. The coding region runs from base 1 to 732 and encodes 243 amino acids. The record is from RefSeq and is a predicted model, not a curated record.
AUGCCUUCUCUUCUCAGACAAUGCGAAGCCUGUCGUGGCAGGUUUGCCCCUCAGUAUUUUAGAAAUUCUUCUGCCUGCAGGUUGUGUCACCUCAAUAGCAAGGUAGAGAGACUCAACGAGAAAUACGAGGAGAAGUGCAAGCAGUAUGAGGACGUCGUGCAACAGCUAGAAGCACUAAAAGAGUUCGUUGUCUCUAAUACAGGUUGCACCUCCACAGAUGUUGUUCCUGCCAUCCCUGACAGACCUGCCUCCUCCACUCUAGGGGCUCCUGCCCGCCCACAUGCUGAGCUUGCAGAGUCACCAUUCAUAUUAGUCAAAAAUCGUGCCACCACCACUAAUGUUAAAAACUUUUUGCCCAUCUCAACACACAACAGGUACCAGAUCCUAGCUGAAGAGGAGGAAGAUGCACAAGAGACGAGACUGGUCGGAGACUCAAUAGUCAGAGGUCAGCUCUCUGAGUUCUGUGGCAGGGCUCGUAGGACACGUAAGCGUCUGUGCAUGCCUGGUGGACGCUUAGACGACAUCACGGCAGCAUGUGACGAGGCAGCCUGCGGAUCUAACAAUAACACCCUCUUUAUUAUUCACGCAGGUACAAAUGAUGUUGAAAACACUAGGUCUGAAGAGCUCAUGGAAAAGUUCAAGAAGAUGAUACAGCGCUUCAAAACUAAAUCCAAUAAUAUUAUUGUUUCAGGAUGUUGCCUCACUGCAGGGAAGGAUGUCAUGCGGCCCUGA